Molecule: messenger RNA, 611 nt
Organism: Striga hermonthica
Lineage: Eukaryota; Viridiplantae; Streptophyta; Magnoliopsida; Lamiales; Orobanchaceae
Source: the annotation of a GenBank genome assembly
AUGCACAGGGCUCCCUCACUAGGAUCCUCUGGGUCAUCACCUAGUAGUUCUCAAACUCAGUCCCAGACUCAACCGUGGUUAUCUUCUGGAACUCAAGGCAAACCUCCAUUGCCACCCCCUACUUUUCGGCCACAAGCGGGUCCCCAGUCAUUCCAGCCAAGGUCCAUCACCCAGCAACUUCAGAAUAACAUGUCUACCACCUCACAGCAGCAGCUAAUCGGCUCAAACCAACAGUCACCACAAUCCUCAGCCUCAGGCCAGCCACAGAACCAUUUUAACCCCCAAAUCCCGACUUCCAGGACUCAACAGUCUUUGCCUCAUCAACAACAGGUCUCAAGGGGCCCAGGAUCAGGAAUCCAAAGGCCCCCUAUUGGCUUGACCCAACCUGGGACAUCACAUUCUGGGGCCCCUAGCAAAACAAUGAGUGUCGACACAGACGAGUCUUCGAAUAGAAUCGUGAGCAAGAGAAGCAUUCAGGAAAUUGUGAAUCAGAUCGAUCCAUUUGAAAAGUUAGAUCCUGAGGUUGAAGAUAUUCUUGUCGACUUUGCUGAAGAUUUUGUGGAAUCAAAAAUCAACCACUUUGGAAGCAAAGGACAUCAUGCUACAUCUUG